Molecule: messenger RNA, 276 nt
Organism: Sphenostylis stenocarpa
Lineage: Eukaryota; Viridiplantae; Streptophyta; Magnoliopsida; Fabales; Fabaceae
Source: the annotation of a GenBank genome assembly
AUGCGUGCACACGCUUCUUCACACUCCCGAGGCACUCACCAAGGUUGUAUUAAACACCCACCAUUCACCGAUGCUGCUGCGUGGACCCACCUCAUCCCUAACCCUAACCCUAACCCCAACCACAUAACCCAACACUGUCCUUUCUUGCAGAGGGAGGGUAACGACUAUGGACCAAACCAAGCACCCAAAUUUUACACCUCACUCUGUGGAAUUGGUCUAGGAGUAAUUGAUCAUGAGUCAAAAGAACAAGAUCGUAAGGUUUGUUCACUAGAGUAG